Messenger RNA from Papilio machaon (common yellow swallowtail), 1752 nucleotides. RefSeq lists its product as uncharacterized. The record is from RefSeq and is a predicted model, not a curated record. NCBI's taxonomy places the organism in Eukaryota, Metazoa, Arthropoda, Insecta, Lepidoptera, Papilionidae. The transcript has 2 exons. Bases 92 to 1639 code for a protein of 515 amino acids.
UCUUCAUCUGAGCGAAAACAUGACUGAACAGCAGAGCAAUGUCAACAAGACGAAUUUAUAAGAACCACUGAUAAAAACAAAAUUUAACGAAAUGGAUGUUACACAUUCACACAACCAAAGUUAUUGGUUUGUGCUCAGGGAAGAUCAAAGCAAUGUUAUUUUCAGUAGCAAUAAUUUUGCUAUACAAAAUCCUCAAAUUCCAGGCCAAGACACUGGGAAUGGUAUAGAGACCCUUGACACCAGGCAGUACAUACAAAUAAAUGAAGCACCUUUACCCAUAUCUGAUGAAGCUUUAGAGCAUUGUAAAAAGGAAGCCCUAGAGACAUUAAAAGAGGAAACGUUUUGGGACAAGAACAAAAUAAAAUUAUUGCUCACACUCUGCCUUGACCAAAGGUACAAAAAUUUAAACAAGGACAAAGUUUUAUGGAAUGAAAUUGCUGUCAAUGUGGGAACUUCUCCUGGAGAGUGUGAUAAGAAAUUUAGGAAUCUUCGAAGAACAUACAUUAGAUUGCUAAAAAAGAAAAGAUUAGGUAAAGACAUUAAAUGGGUUCAUUAUAACAUUUGUGAAGAAGUAUUCAAAGAUUGUAAAACCUUGUCACCCUCAUUAUUGGAAACCUGGGAAGAUAACAAAAUAAGAAGGAUGCUAAACCUGUAUUUGGAAAAUAUUAAUAAAUUUCGGAACCCUGACUGUUUGCAGAAGGAUGUUUGGAAAGAAAUUGCUCAACAGUUAAAUACAACAGAAUACAAUUGCUAUCACAAGUUCAAAAAUUUAAAAAGAACCUAUUUCAAUUGGUUGGAGAGGACUAGGGAUACUGGCAAAUUAAUAAAAUGGCCUUAUCGAAACUAUUUUGAAAGAAUAUUUUACAACUACAACCCUAAUGUGGGCCCUUGGGAUAGAAAUAAAAUACAAAAGCUUAUUGCGGCAUAUGGCCAAAUAGCUCAUAAAUUUGUAAACCCAAGAAUGCAAAAAAAAGAACUUUGGAAAGAAAUAUCAAAUAUAGUAGGAGAGAAUCCAAGUAAUUGUGAUAGAAAAUUUAGAAAUUUGAAACAAACAUAUAUAAGAUUAAAAAUGAGAGCAGAAUCAGGUAGAUCAAUAACAAAGUGGUAUUACUAUAAGGAUUUUGAAUCAAUAUAUGAGAACAGCAACUUCAGUGGCAAUGAUGGGGUUCCAAGACUUUUGUGCAAAAAUCAGGAUGGUGACUACAUCCAUCAAAUGCUUACUUUCUAUUUAAAUAAUAAGGAAAAGUUUAGGGACCCAUUAACGAAAAAGAAAAAUCUAUGGAGACAGAUAGGGCCCAGUUUGGGUCUCUCCACAGAAGAGUGUGAUAAAAAAUUCAGAAACUUAAAACAAACAUAUAUUAGACUAGCAGAGAAAAAAAGAGCGACUGGUAAAUGUAAUCAAUGGCCAUAUUACACUUACUUUGAACAAAUUUAUGAUCAACCAAAAGUGAACAAGGAGUGCAGUCACAAGUGCACCAUUGACAAUGUCACACUUACAGAAAUUAAAACAGCUGUUAGAAAUAUACACCAAAAUGAAGGAAAAAGUAAAUUUGAGAAGUUGGUGCAAGUAAUAGAAGAUUCAAAUGCAAUUCAAAGGGAGAGAAAUAAUAUCCUUCAUGCACUGCUUCACAGGCAUUGACAUGUUUUUUAUAGUUUUAAUCAUUACACUUCUCUUACAAAACCAUGUCUUACUUGUAAUACUUGGAAACUUUCAUAUGAGGUAAAUAAAAAGCAAAUAGGAUUGUUUAAAAA